Molecule: messenger RNA, 1061 nt
Organism: Balaenoptera musculus (blue whale)
Lineage: Eukaryota; Metazoa; Chordata; Mammalia; Artiodactyla; Balaenopteridae
Gene: ASPDH
Product: aspartate dehydrogenase domain containing
Biological process (GO): NAD+ biosynthetic process
Molecular function (GO): L-aspartate dehydrogenase [NAD(P)+] activity; NADP binding
Source: RefSeq, a predicted model, not a curated record
CUCGUGUGUGGGGUGAGGUGGGGGGAUGGGAGGCAGCAAGCAGCUGCGGAGCUCAGACCGCAGGCCACCAAGUCCAAGGGCAUGGCUCUCACCACAGUCCCGAGGAAGGUGGGGAUACUGGGCUACGGCCGCGUCGGACAGUCCCUGGUCUCCCACUUGCUGACUCAGGGACCAGAACUGGGCCUAGAACUUGUUUUUGUCUGGAAUCGUGACCCAGGACGAAUGGCGGGGAGUGUGCCCCCUACCCUUCAGCUCCAGAACCUUGCUGCCCUCGGGGAGAGGCACCCUGACCUUGUGGUGGAAGUGGCCCAUCCCAAAAUAAUCCACGAAUCUGGGGCAGAAAUCCUGCGCUAUGCCAAUCUCCUGGUGGGAUCCCCCUCAGCCCUAGCUGACCAGGCCACAGAGCGGCAGCUCCUGGAGGCCUCGCAUCGCUGGGGCCACGCUGUGUUCGUGGCCCGAGGGGCCCUCUGGGGCACUGAGGACAUCGCCAGAUUGGACGAAGCCGGGGGCCUCCAGAGCCUCCGUGUCACCAUGGCCACACACCCUGAUGGCUUCCGGCUCGAGGGACCCCUGGCUACCCACCGAGCACAGCCCGGGCCUCGCACUGUGCUCUAUGAAGGCCCUGUCCGUGGGCUCUGCCCCCUUGCCCCCCGAAACUCCAACACAAUGGCUGCCCGCUGCCCUGGCCGCCCCGGCCUGGGCUUCGACCGCGUGAUCGGGGUGCUUGUGGCCGAUUUCAGCCUCAAGGACAUGCAUGUGGUGGAUGUGGAGCUGAGCGGACCCCCGGGCCCCACAGGCCGAAGCUUUGCUGUGCACACCCACAGAGAGAACCCCACCGAGCCAGGCGCGGUCACCGGCUCUGCCACCAUCACCACCUUCUGGCGCAGCCUCCUGGGCUGCUGCCACCUUCCCUCCAAGCCGGGGAUCCAUCUCUGCUAAGAAGCCUCCUCCUUCCCAAGAGGACGUCCUCAUCUCAUUAUUUACCUCCCACCGUCACCGUCCCGCUGCUGCCUCAGUAUCCCCAGACCUCCCUCCUGUCUCAGUAAAUAUUGGAGGCUCUU